Messenger RNA from Penicillium brasilianum, 1611 nucleotides. The record is from the annotation of a GenBank genome assembly. Lineage: Eukaryota; Fungi; Ascomycota; Eurotiomycetes; Eurotiales; Aspergillaceae.
AUGUCCAAAACAUCUGCGUACCAAUCAAUGUCCACCGUGGCCACGCUUUUUGCUGGCCCGGGGAGCGCGGCAAAUGUCUCCGGCUCAGUCAAUGAGAAUGUCGGAUUUCGCUUCGUUUUAGAUCGAACAGUUCAAACUCUGUCUACUAACGGAGUUCCCGACUCUCGCCAGAUUUCUGGGCUGCUAUUUGUGCCCAGCCUUACUGCCGAGGACCCUUGCAGCGAGAUCGCUGCGCAAAUUGUUCCGAAAAAUGUCACUCGCCACGAGGACGUCCUGACCUUCGGGUAUCCGACCGUUGGGAUUGCUCCGUGGAUAUCAGUAGAUUGCACUAACUCUUUUCUGGCUGCCUCGCGAGAGGCGAAGGCUGAUGCGCUGGUAUUCUAUCAGCCCUCUAUUAAAGAGUCUGGAAUCCCUCCACCGGCGAGUGAUAUUUGCUGGAAUCUCAACGACGGUGACCAGUGGAAAAGAGACAACCCUUACCCUAUCUACGCAAUUCCUGGACCUGCAGCAGCAACUCUGAUGCGUGAACUUGCUUGGUUCUCUAAUGGAAAGACAAACCGGAGCCAUGAAGACAGUCAUCCGUCCUUUCAGAAGCGCGAUAGUAGUGUUCGCUUGUUCACGAUGAUUGCCAAUGAACGCCAGUCAGACUCGACCCCAAGCCUAUGGAGCAUUGUCAUCAUAAUACUCGGAUCAAUAUUCGGGUUAAGCUUGAUAGCCUACAUCAUAUGGCUGACCCUCAAGCGCCGAGGGCUUCUACAAGCCGCGACGCUUGCCGCCCAUCCGCAAGAUAAUGUCGAGACAGUCCCAAUGACCCGAGCCAUCGCGGUCCAGGUACCCCGCGAGAUCGUUGAGCAGCUGCCUCUUUAUAUCUAUGCAGGCCCAAGAUCAUCAUCUGUGGCAUCACUCGUCAAGGACGAAGUUGAAACCAAUGUGGCAGAGAUUGAUCCUGGCAGCCAAUCGCCGGAGCCCCCGACCGAGGAGCUUCGCGAAGAGCUCCCCAACGAUACCAACAGGGUAGUUGGCAUCAGACGGCCGGCGCCGGCUGUCAUCAGGCCAGGUAGCGGAGGGAUUGUAGCUUCUGCAAAUCCCUAUCGGCUGAGCCAUACUCAAACUAUGUGUGCAGUCUGCUUUGAUACAUUCGUCAUUGGAUCCACUAGAGUCCGUGAGCUCCCAUGUGGACACAUCUUUGACCCUGAAUGUAUCGACCCUUGGCUCCUGACAAGGAACAGUGAGUGUCCUUUGUGCAAGAUGAGCGUUCUCGCACCGGGCUCAAUCAAUACCCCUGCCACGUGAUGUAUUUGAAGAUGAGUAACAAGUUUGACAUUUGGAAAGGGGGAGUACAUCCAUUCAAUACCCAGCAUUAACCAGCAUAUGUAUGUUUAGCGAGUUUUUUAGUGCCUGCAUUUUUACAACAUGAACAGUCCUAGGGCGGGAAGUGGAAUGGAUCAAACAAUUGCAUCGGCAGGGUGCCGAGUGUGAUUUUCUCUUAAUCUGGUCCUUGUUCCUUCCCAAACAUUGAGUUACUCCAUGACUCUUUCUGCUAUUCCUUCAAAGCGUAGAAUUUCUCCUGCUGCUAGAAAUGUAUGGGCCAGAGAACAAUUUGGAGGGGAC